Messenger RNA from Magnolia sinica, 453 nucleotides. RefSeq lists its product as uncharacterized. Lineage: Eukaryota; Viridiplantae; Streptophyta; Magnoliopsida; Magnoliales; Magnoliaceae. The transcript has 3 exons. The coding region runs from base 49 to 453 and encodes 134 amino acids. The record is from RefSeq and is a predicted model, not a curated record.
AAUUCAAAUAUCCUACCAGUAAAGGCAUUUAUUAAUUCUUGCAGCAGAAUGAAACAAAAAUAUUAUGUGGUGUUUGUGGGGAGGAAUCCCGGGAUCUACACAACAUGGGAUGUAUGCAAUGCUCAAGUUAACGGAUUUAGUGGAUGUAGAUACAAGUCGUUCAAGAGUUUUGAAGAUGCUACGAAAGCCUGGAAUGAGUAUCAGGCUUCUUUCACCGAUCGAAACGCGCGAAAUACAAGUAGAAGUGAGGCUGUUUGUGCAUCUCAUCGUCCCUCAACAAUGGACAGUGGCAACUGUGUAUCCACUCACACAGAUCAAAUCCUAAUCGGCACCAGGAAUGUCAGUGAAGAUGGCUUGGCUGAGAGGGUGCCUGUUGAUGAAAUUGGAGACGAAUCUUGCAUGGCUCUGCUUCUUCGUAUCAUGCUUGGAUUGUUGCUUUUUUAUGUUGGAUGA